AUGCUCAUAGAAAGCAAUGCACAGGUAAAUCGUUUACGUGUCAAUAACCAUAAAACUGAAAAACAAAUCAAAAAUAAUGGCAAGUCAAAAGAACCUUCAAGUUUACCGAAAACACCUUGUUGGUUUUGUGGUGAAUUUCAUUACUCGCGGCACUGUCCAUUCAAAAAUCACAAAUGCGACAGAUGCAAACUUGUCGGGCAUAAAGAAGGAUAUUGCAAAUACCGAAAAACUCAAAAUGAAAAUCAAAAAUACCAUAAAAUUGAUAAGGGCCGUCAAUUCAAUUCAAAAAGCAUCUUUACUACAAACAAAGUCAAUAUGAAUAAACGUAAAUACAUAUUAGUCAAAAUUAAUGGCACACCAUUAAAUUUGCAACUUGACACAGCAUCAGAUAUAACAAUAAUUUCUGAAGACAAUUUCAAAAAAAUCCAAGCCGAUAAUGUUAGCGAAUCAGAACAUACAGCACGCAGCGCAACAGAUGAGUUACCAUUGUCAGCAAAAUUUAAAUGCAAUGUAGAAUUUCGAAAUCAACACCAAAGUUUAACUUGUUUUGUUACUCCUAUACAAAAUCUCAACGUAAUGGGAUUAGAUUGGAUACAAGAAUUGAACUUAUGUAAUAUGUCAAUCAAUUCUAUUUGUAAUAGUAUUUGUCAAAAUCAGGAUAGUAUUCAAUUGUGUUCAAAUCCGAAUAAAGAUACUCACCUGAAACAUUUUUUUUCAGAUGUAUUCGAUGGCAAAAUGGGGUUAUGCACUAAAACAAAAGCAGUAAUCACAACGAAACCAAACGUUCAGCCAGUAUUUAGGCCAAAGCGUCCAGUUGCAUAUCCGGUACAACAACUAGUUGAAGAUGAACUCAAAAGACUCCAAGAAUUAAAGGUUAUUUCACCAGUAAACUUCUCCGCAUGGGCAGCACCUAUAGUUGUUGUGAAAAAAACAAACGGAAACGUACGCAUAUGUGCUGAUUUCUCAACUGGUCUAAACAACUGCCUCGAAUCACAUCAAUACCCAUUACCAUUACCAGAAGAUAUAUUCUCAAAAUUGGCAAAUUCAAAAAUAUUUAGCCAUAUAGAUUUAUCGGAUGCAUUCUUACAAAUCGAGGUUGAUGACGCAUCGAAACAUCUACUAACAAUAAAUACACACAUCGGGCUAUUCCAGUAUAACAGAAUGGUUUUUGGAAUAAAAACAUUUCCAGCAAUUUUUCAACAAAUUAUGGACCAAAUGUUAGCAGGACUAAAUUGCACUGCAUCAUAUAUUGAUGACAUAUUUGUUUCCGGUAAAACAGCAUCUGAACAUACAGACAAUUUAUAUGCAGUUCUUACAAGGCUACGGUACAUCAUUAAUCAAGAAGGGUUAAAACCUGAUCCAGAACGUAUUGCCGCUAUCAAGCAAAUGCCAGAACCAUCAAAUAUUACAGAAUUACGUUCUUUUCUUGGCGCAAUAAAUUUUUACGGAAAAUUUGUUCCGAAGAUGCGUGAGUUAAGAGGACCACUUGAUAAUUUACUUAAGUUAAAUGUAAAAUGGAAAUGGGACGCGAUACAUCAGAAGUCUUUCCAUCAUCUUAAAGCUAUAAUGUCAUCAAAUUUAUUAUUAUGCCAUUAUGAUCCAAAUCAGAAGCUAAUUGUAGCUGCUGACGCAUCAAACUAUGGGUUAGGCGCAUGCAUCAUGCAUGAAUAUUCAGAUGGAUCCAUUAAACCUAUUUGCCAUGCUUCACGUUCUCUCACUCCGGCAGAACAAAAAUAUAGCCAGAUAGAAAAAGAAGGACUUGCACUCAUAUUUGCAGUUACCAAAUUUCAUAAAAUGUUGUAUGGAAGAAGAUUUAUAUUGCAUACCGACCAUAAGCCUUUACUGACUAUUUUCGGUAGAAAAACAGGCAUUGCUAUACAUCAAGCUAAUCGUCUUCAAAGAUGGGCAAUUCAGCUUUUAGCAUACGAUUUUGAAAUAAGAUUCAUUUCAACAAACAGUUUCGGAUACGCUGAUGUAUUAUCUAGACUUAUAAACAACAACGAAAAUAUUUCUGAAAAUUACGUUGUAGCAUCAAUCAAAUUAGAAAGAAGUGUAAAUGAAAUUAUAGUUAACACUAUAAAUACUUUACCAGUAACACAUAAAAUGAUCACAUAUGAAACAGCAAAAGAUCCAAUUCUAAAACAAAUAAUAUAUUAUAUUACAAAUGGUUGGCCUAACAAAACAAUAAAUAAUAGAGAAUUACAAGCAUUUUUACACAGGAAAAAUGAGUUAUCAUUAAUAAAUGAAUGUGUUGUGUACGGUGAACGUAUUGUUAUUCCACAAGUCUACAAAAAACGUGUACUUAAACAAUUACAUCGUGGUCAUCAAGGUAUUGAGCGUACCAAGGCAUUAGCACGGAGUUUUGUAUAUUGGCCAAACAUUGAUACUGAUAUAAAAACAUUUAUUUAA
This is a messenger RNA of Teleopsis dalmanni, 2409 nucleotides long. RefSeq lists its product as uncharacterized. The record is from RefSeq and is a predicted model, not a curated record. The transcript is spliced from 2 exons. The coding region runs from base 1 to 2409 and encodes 802 amino acids. Lineage: Eukaryota; Metazoa; Arthropoda; Insecta; Diptera; Diopsidae.